UCAAUGUGUUUUCUCGGGAUGGAUAUGGAUUCUACGCUUUUUAUUUGUUAGAUUAGUUUAAGUCAAUCCAAAAUACCGGAGAUAUCUAACAGGAAAUAGUUUGAUAAAAGAAACAAUUUAUAACUAAGCUCAAAUUUAAGAUGUCUUCUGGAAGACCUAUUAAGUGUGUGGUAGUUGGUGAUGGAACAGUGGGGAAGACUUGUAUGCUAAUAUCUUACACGACCGACAGCUUUCCCGGAGAAUAUGUACCUACUGUAUUUGACAACUAUUCAGCUCCUAUGGUGGUGGAUGGUGUUGCUGUGUCGUUAGGGUUGUGGGAUACAGCUGGUCAAGAAGACUAUGAUAGACUGCGCCCAUUAAGUUAUCCUCAGACAGAUGUGUUUCUGAUUUGUUUUAGUGUUACAAGUCCUUCAUCAUAUGAGAAUGUGACCUCGAAAUGGUAUCCAGAAAUUAAACAUCACUGUCCCGAUGCCCCUAUUAUUUUGGUUGGUACAAAAAUAGAUUUAAGGGAUGACCGUGAAACUUUGAGUUUGCUCUCAGAGCAAGGAAUGUCACCACUGAAAAGGGAACAAGGACAAAAGCUCGCAAAUAAAAUAAGAGCUGUAAAAUAUAUGGAGUGCUCAGCAUUGACUCAACGUGGGCUUAAGCAGGUGUUUGACGAAGCUGUUCGUGCUGUAUUAAGACCAGAGCCUCAGAAAAGACAUCAAAGGAAGUGUCUGAUCAUGUAAAUAUGAUGCACAAAACGGCAAAAUAAUGUCACAUUUAUAUGCAGGAAUCUCAAGGUGACAGUAAUAAUGUGUUUCUAUACCAAUUUAAAAACAUUAAAAAACCUUGAUUUACAAAUAUUACAAUGGAAAUUAUGUAGAUAUGAUUUUUUCUUCUAAUGUUAUGUGCCAUACUGAUUCCAGGUUUACAAAGUGAUCAUCACAAUAUACUUAUGUACAUCUUUAAUACUUGUAUACAUAUAUGUGUAUAUUCAUUUCUGUCUUAAAUAUGCCAAAGAUAUAUGACUAGGUAUAAGUUUGAUUUGUAAUUUAAUGUUAAAUAACUGGACCCAUGGUUGGAAACAAAUUGUUACUGUGAAUAUUAUUGAGUGACAAUGUUAUUUUUGUAUAAUUACACUUAUGAACCUCAAUGAUGAUAUUCAAAGGUUUUUGAAAAAUAUUCAUGAUAUUAUGUAAUUUUUGAAUAAGGACUGAUAAUAGAUGCUAGUAAAAUAUUGAUAUUGUAAACAAACACAAAUAGUAACCUUCAUUAGUUGCAUUAAUGAUUUCUUUACAUGUAAUCAAAAUCAGCAGCAUUUAAUAGCAUUUUAAAGCUUUAAGUUUUGUGAUUAAAAGGUGACACAAAUUUUGGAUAUUUUAUAGAAAAGACUUACAACUGUUAUACAUCUUAAAUUCCACUAAAUAAUGUGUACUGUGACAAAUUUAAACCAUCAAUAAUUUAAGUUUUUUUAAGAUGUAUAGAUUGUAAAGUUGGUUUAAACUUAUAUUUAUUCUAGUAUUUUGUCUCAUUUUCUCGAAUUUUGUAUUGAAUUUAUUCAUAUUGCCUAUGCUGGCAAAUGAUGUAUUGUGUGUUUUAUAGCGAUUUAUUAGGGUGAAUAUUUUUGUAUGUAAGCUUAGGUUGAAUAAGUGCGAUAAAUGCAACGCAACGAUUAUUGUUCUUUAGAUAUAUUAUAGAUUGCUUUGUAUUACAGGUGAUGCUUCAAAAUAAUAUAUUUGUAUAUAACUUCAAUUAUUUAUAUUGUAAGAACAAAUGCGCAAUCUAACGAUAUUAUAAACUUGUGUAACUGCACUUUAUAAAUUAUUG
Molecule: messenger RNA, 1809 nt
Organism: Pieris brassicae (large cabbage white)
Lineage: Eukaryota; Metazoa; Arthropoda; Insecta; Lepidoptera; Pieridae
Gene: Mtl
Product: ras-related C3 botulinum toxin substrate 1
Exons: 6
Coding region: 141-728 (195 amino acids)
Biological process (GO): small GTPase-mediated signal transduction
Molecular function (GO): GTP binding; GTPase activity
Source: RefSeq, a predicted model, not a curated record